Schistocerca gregaria is the source of this 4237-nucleotide messenger RNA. RefSeq lists its product as uncharacterized. The record is from RefSeq and is a predicted model, not a curated record. NCBI's taxonomy places the organism in Eukaryota, Metazoa, Arthropoda, Insecta, Orthoptera, Acrididae. The transcript is spliced from 3 exons. The coding region runs from base 483 to 1220 and encodes 245 amino acids.
GGCAGUCGCGUCGCGUACUCCGCGCCGUCAACAUCACAAGUCCGCAUAGUCGUCUCUUGCUGCUUGGUAGACUCCGCUCCCGCGGACAGCGUACGUCCCACGUCGCCUUCAGGACUUACCGCGCUACCGGACACCCCGUCUCUCCGCAUCCCCUCGCAAGAGGUUUUGGCCUAGCUUGACGAGAUUUAUUGCCCUUUCUUCCGCGGUUCCUUCCUUCUGCUUUCGAGAUUUCGUGCGGAAGGCCAGCUAUCCGUCUUUUGUCCUCGCCUGCGAGAGCUUUUUUUUUUCUUUUCCUUUUCUCCCGGCCAGAAGUACCUAAUCCGGACCGGCCGUCGCUUUCUGUUGGCGCUGGGGACCGCCCCUCUGCGUCCGACACGACCCACAGUGGACGUUCCGCGCCACACACGCUGAGAGUGGCACGUGCUCCCGCCGAGGACCGGGUCACCACACCACCAGCCACGCCCCGCUGACCUGCCGGCAACAUGCGCUUCUCCUCGCUCAGGAUGGUAGCGACGCCGCUGCUGCUACUGUCGACGCUGGCGUGCCUGUCUGCGAUGGCGGCGCCCGCGGGUAAUGCGACCUCCUCGGCAGUCGCCGCCCCCGCCACAGCCUCCAGCGCCCCGCUGAAGCUGCGCCGGCUGUCGGGCGGCAAGGUGGUGGAGGGCGGCGGCCGCGCGGACAACCACCUGCUGCUACGCUCGCUGGGGCUGUCGCGCAGGCGCAGCGGCCACCAUCGCAAGCGGCUGGCGGCCGAGUCGCGCCGCCUCGCCGCCCCCGGCGACUCGCACGUCUUCGUGGUGAAGCUGCCGCCCGACUCGCACUUCUACGGCCUGCAGCAGCCGCACCCCAACGACGUGACCAAGGUGCGGCCGCCCGUCAGCUUCGCCGCCAACGGCAAGCCGUCCGCCGUCUACCAUUGGAACCUGCCCGCCAGGCACCUCAUCGCCGCCAAGAAGUCGCGCGCGCGCACAGCCCCCUCCAGGCUGCAGGCGUCCGAUGACAGCGAGGUUUUCUACGUAUCGCCGCACAAGCACCCCAAUGACCAUCAUGGCCAUCACUACCACCAUCACAAGAAGCCAUCUUUCAGUUUCUAUGCACCCAAAAUGUCACGCAAGAAAGCAGUCUUCCACAAAUACUUUCCAGGAAAUGGAAAACCUCAAUCAUUUUACGUAAUUGCCAAAGCCAAGAAACCAGCUUCAUAUCACAAACUGAUGCUUUGAAGUUGGCAAUGUCACAGUCACGUGUUCUAAUGUGUUCCAUGUAUAAUAGUUUCCACACUUAUGAUCGAGGUAUAUAAUACAUCUAUUAUACGAUCGCUUCCGAAAUGAACGGAGCGACCAACUUGAUUCACAGAAUAGCAUCUGUUUUGUUAAGUGUAAUUUUUCGUAACACAGUAAGUUACUAACAUACUAACUACCAGUGAUUUUGUGGCAACAUUGUGAUGAAGUCUGGAUGAACAGACGACCAGUGAAAGUUUGUAGGUUACCUACAAGCAUAAAAUGAACUUCAUGUAGUUCUGUGUUAAAUUGUGAGGACAAGAUAUAAUUUUAUCAUUCGAGUUAUAAUGUGUACAUAUAUAUUUAAAUCUGUUAACAUGUGAAGGAGUAACAGAUAAAUAGUCUCUUCCAGAUGAUGAUAGCUUGUCAGCAUGGGCAUUAGAAAAUCUACAUACAUUUUUUUGUAGUUCUUGUUUAUGGUAAGCUGUUUGUCCACCUGUUUGGGAUUUCAGUCUGAAAGACUAUUUUAACAAGAUGCUAUUUCCUUGUGCUACAAGAGAAUGGUGCAAAGCAAUUUAUUUUGUUGUAAUUAUCUUAAAUGAGAUAACAAUUACAUAAGUAAAAAAUAUGUAAGUUUCAGUGCUAAAUGUAUGUUUUGUGGUAACAAUUUCAUAAAAGCUGAACAUCUGCCAAGUUUUCUAGUUCCUAUACGUAGUCAUCUCUGACUGACACUCUCUAAGUAAGAAUGACCAAUGGCUCAUGGUCCAGAGCUUGUGGGAUAUUACGUGGUGAUGGGUUUGGUGGAGGGGGAUAUUAUUCAUCUCUGGACUACUGGCUUUGAUAAAAUGUAUUUUAUAAGCUGAGCCACUGGUCUUAGUUUGCCUUGCUUCACAUAACCAACCUGCUUGUGGACUAUAUACAGUCACAUCUACAAAGAAUCAUCGUUAGUUCUCUGAAUUUCCAACAACAAAUGUAUAUGUACAUUUAAAAGAUACAGGCAAAUGCACAAUACUUAUUACAACUUCACAGUAAAUUAAUAAUCUUUGUGCAGUAUUCAUUAAAACUAUGAAAUAAUAUGUUAGAUCAACAUGUAUUUCAUUUACUGAUUUACGUUGUAGUAAUAGGCCACUUUUAACACUGAGAAAUCUCUUAACAGCAAUAUAAACAACAGAAGUCAUUGUAACUUCAGAAAGAAAUGAUUUUUCAAAACAGUUACGGAGUUCUGCAUAAACAAUGAGCAUUCUGGGACUUAAAUGUUAGUUAAAUAGAAAAGUGUUCAUUUUACUUACUUAACUGAAAGAUAUUGAAAUUUGCCUGAAAUUAUGUAGGUUUUGAAAUUUUAAAUAUUAUGACCAUUUUUUUGUGGCAAAAGACUGUAUUGGAAGACUGACUGUGAAGCACAACACAGAAUUAAAAAAUUUAGGAAGUCCAUUUUUGCAAUGACAGAAGUAAAUUAUGAAAAAACUAUAUUUUAUGAAAUUGUAUGUGGUAGCACAGCUUUAUUAUAAAGUAAAACUGUGUAUCAUCAUUUUUAUAAAAUUUUAUUAUCCAUUAUCAGAUUUAUGCACAUAUUACCUAAAGAAGUUGUGUGGUGUGUGCAAAAACACCACACAUGAUUGAUCACUCAUUUAAGUCUUUAACCACUAUGUGGCUGUCUCUGGCUAAAUAUGAGAGCUUUUAUUUUCUAACAUGCUUAUGUAUGGUCAUGCCAGUGAUUAGACCACAUUUUAUAGUAAUGAAUGGAUCAAACAAUUUUAUCACUUCAGUGGGCCAUUUCUUUACUUGAAGAGUACAUCAAAAAGUGCUAUUAAAAUAUACCAAACAGUUCUAUGACAUGAACUGCAUGAAGUAAAACAAAAUGGCAUAUGUCAAUGAUGGUAGUUAUAAGAGUAAAUGGAAUGUAUUGUAAGUUUUCAAAAAUUUUCGAUGGACAUUCUUGAGCUAAAAAUGUUUUAAUGUGUAUUUGAGGAAUUUGUAUGCAAGGAAGCAGUGUGAGUAUCAGGGCAAACAUACAAGUUCUUUUUUAAACAAUGUGUUUAGUAGUUAAUAGUCUAACAGACUGUAGAUGAAGUACUUAUUAAAGUAAUAUAUUUUAAUAUUAUGAUACAGUACAUUAUUGAAAAUUAUAUGCAAACAACUUAAACAUGCUGUUUCAGUUAGAUCUAGACAUUAAUAACACUACUGGCUACAUGAAACAGAAAGAUUGUUUGUACACUGUAAAGUUUCUUUCUCAUGUCAACUCAUCUCUCACUUUUCUGUGACAAGCACAUUGCAAGUACAAAUCAUUCCACCAUAUGCAUAGUAUGUCAGUUAUCAUUUAUAACAUAUCUGCAAUUCCCCACAAACAGUUACUAUGUAAUAUGCAACAUUUCCUUCUAAGAGCAAGCACUUUUUUCUUCAUUAUGUAAGUGCACCACAAACUGAUUCUGUUUUUCAUAAAUAUCUGUGGACUUGUGGUUUUUAGUUCAUUAUAUUCCUCUUGGAAAUACUGCACACAUGUUGUUUCUUUUAUUCAGAUUCCUUAGUGACAGUUCUACUAAAGUACAAUAAUGCCAAAUUAAUUCCUGAUAUGUACUUCAAUUGAUGUCCUGAGCCUUGCAUGUGUAUGUACAUUCUCUCUCUCUCUCUCUCUCUCUCUCUCUCUCUCUCUCUCUCUCUCUCUCUCCCCCUCUCUCCCUCUCCCUCUCCCUCUCUCCCUGUCUCUCCCUCUCCCCCCCCCCUCACUCUCACUCACUCACUCACUCACUCCAAACACACCCACACACAAUGUUUUUUCUGUUUCAUGUAAUAAUUAAUGUUAUAUCAAUUGAUUAUUGAAUUUGUGUUUAUUGUUGCAUGAUAUUUUAUUACUUAGCAGUGUAAUGAAUUAAAAUAUACAAUUCUACAUCUAACUGAAAUGUAUAAAUGCAAUUUAACUGAGCUAUUGUUGGAGAUAAUAUGGCAUGUUAUAUGUACAGUUAUGUGAAGAAAAAUUUUGAACUUAUUAAAAGAAUGAGUGACAAAUAAACGUUUAAAUUCUA